Molecule: messenger RNA, 1679 nt
Organism: Clarias gariepinus (North African catfish)
Lineage: Eukaryota; Metazoa; Chordata; Actinopteri; Siluriformes; Clariidae
Gene: vsx2
Product: visual system homeobox 2
Exons: 5
Coding region: 1-1101 (366 amino acids)
Biological process (GO): regulation of transcription by RNA polymerase II
Cellular component (GO): nucleus
Molecular function (GO): sequence-specific double-stranded DNA binding; DNA-binding transcription factor activity, RNA polymerase II-specific
Source: RefSeq, a predicted model, not a curated record
AUGACGGGGAAGGAAGGGGCUGUGCUGACGGAGAGUAUGAACAAGCCGAAAAUAGUUGAAAACGGUGGGAAUAGUAACCCGCACUUGUCAAAGAGCAUUACAUCACACGCACCCAGGUGCACAGGCUUCGGCAUCCAGGAGAUUUUGGGGUUGAAUAAGGAGGCGUCAUCGGCGCCUCGAAGCGCUCUGGAUUCCAUCCCCGGGGGCGCGCACUUGCUGGCCGCGCGCUCCGUGCUCGGCCCCGCCGCCGUCGGGGUUGGUAUGGGAUUCAUCGGCCACGGGGGUAUUCCGUCCUUCUACAGACAGCCCUCGUUUCUGGAGGUCCUGUCAGACGCGCAGAACGUCCAUCUCCAACCUCUCAACAAGACAGCACCUCAGGAGGCCGGAGGGUCUGCCAGCUCAGACUCAGAGGAUGUUUCUUCGAGUGAACGAAACACAUCCAAGUCUUCCCUGGGCCAGAGCAAGAAGCGAAAGAAGAGGCGACAUAGGACAAUAUUUACAUCGUAUCAACUGGAAGAACUGGAGAAAGCUUUUAAUGAAGCUCACUAUCCCGAUGUGUACGCCAGAGAGAUGCUGGCUAUGAAGACUGAACUACCAGAGGACAGAAUACAGGUCUGGUUCCAGAAUCGUCGAGCCAAAUGGAGAAAAAGGGAGAAGUGUUGGGGCCGCAGCAGUGUGAUGGCUGAAUAUGGGCUGUACGGGGCCAUGGUGCGCCACUCCAUUCCUCUUCCAGAGUCUAUACUGAAGUCUGCCAAGGAUGGAAUUAUGGAUUCCUGUGCCCCUUGGCUACUAGGGAUGCACAAAAAAUCACUGGAAGCUGCGUCAGGCACAUCGAACCGGAAGCCAGACAUCCCUCAGCAUCCAAACACCGUCAACAUUGACGAUACUGAUGCUGAGGACAGGAGGAGCGACUCGCCCAUGUCUAAAGAGGAGCUGAGGGAGAACAGCAUUGCUGCUCUCAGGGCCAAAGCACAGGAGCACAGUGCCAAAGUGCUGGGGACAGUGUCUAGCAAGAAACUUGAGCAUCAAACACAGGAGGAAAUGGAGGAGAAGUCCAGUGCGGAACAUUCAGACUCCCAAGAAGAGAAAGAGAGCUCUUAGAGAUACACUUAUAACCUUUGGUCAGACAGCAUUGUGUCUUUCUGUAGCUUUCCUUUGAAAAAAUCUUGAUUAUCUCUACUGUAUUUCCUCAGAAACCAUAAGCAAGCAGUGGAUCUCCUCUAACUUAGCUAGCGCUAUUUUCCGUUUCUCACUUAGAGCCUCAGCUAUAUUUUAAAUGAUACGUUCAUGUAUUCGUUGGAAAAUACAGAAAGCAUGACAUGCUAAGGUUUAUUUUUAUUUUAUAUGAUCUACUUACCACUAAGUGUCAUUCAGUUCUAUAAGAAACAACAAUCUGAUCAUAUUUGGUGGUGUGUUUCCAAGAACUCAAACUAUAUGGAACACCAAUAACAUGUUGUUCGAACUUAUUCAACCUAAUUUAAUAAAUAUAUUUUAUUACUGCUCUAAAAAGAACCGUUUUAAAUCAUCUAAUGUUUCUCUAAAAGUCUGUACACUAUGUUUCUUUUUUUAACGCACUUAGUGGUUGGUUCAUAAGUUGUAUUAGAAUGUAAUGCUGUACAUAUUGUAAAUAAAGAUAGCUUGCUACAGUAUUGUUUGAAGUACUUUAAUGUACUGUAGGC